Molecule: messenger RNA, 3414 nt
Organism: Drosophila mauritiana
Lineage: Eukaryota; Metazoa; Arthropoda; Insecta; Diptera; Drosophilidae
Gene: Cf2
Product: chorion transcription factor Cf2
Exons: 3
Coding region: 312-1844 (510 amino acids)
Biological process (GO): regulation of transcription by RNA polymerase II
Molecular function (GO): RNA polymerase II cis-regulatory region sequence-specific DNA binding; DNA-binding transcription factor activity, RNA polymerase II-specific
Source: RefSeq, a predicted model, not a curated record
GAUACUUUUUGUUGUAGUUGUACAUUUUUCGCCAAAAAUAAUAAUAAAAGUGAAAAAUUUUUUUUGUUAAUAUACGUUUAUUUGUUGUACAAAGGAGAAAAUGUUAUUAAACUGAUUGGCCGCCCCAGCAUUUUCGUGACCCCCGCUCCAAAUACAACAAAAUCGAACGGCCGCCAGCAACAACAAGGUGCAGUAAAUAUUCAGUGCGCUGCGCCUAUCGCCUUCUUUAACCGCCAAUCGCUCCUGCUCCUGCCCACUAACCAAGUCAAACCAAAAGAAGCGAUUACUCUCCAAGCGCCAGCGGAAGUGAAAUGAUAAAGUCCACCACGAAUCCACAGGAACAGCGUCUGCCACGCCCCGAGGAUCAGUCGCCAGCGCCGCCGCCGCCCCCCUCCUCAGCCACCACCUCCACCGCCGCCCCAGCCACGCCCACGCACCAAGUGGCCACCGUGAUAGCCAACAUGGACACCCUGAAGACCGCCUUUCUGCCCAAUCUCAGCAUGGACCCCAAUGUGCACGUGUCGCCGCACUAUUGUCCCAUGUGUCACCAGCAGUUCGAGCGGCCGCAGCACGUCGCGGAUCACAUGCAGCUGUGCCACGGGAUCACGCUGAACGCCCAGGGAGCCAUCGCCACGCUGGACGGUGGCCAUCCGCAGGCACAGCAGCACCCCAAGCUCAGCCACCCCUGCUUCAAUUGUGAUGAAAAGUUUGGCAAUGCCGUCGAUCUGGACGAACACCAUCGGCUGGCCCAUCAGACGUCCGCCUUCCUGGCCCGCUGCCUCAUAUGCAGUAUCUAUGGCAUCCACUCGGCCACCCAGCAGCCCAACGAGUACAAAUGCACGCAGUGCGGCUCCAUUUGCACCACCGCCAUGCUGGCUGCCGGUCAGCAGGGCUUUAUGGAACAGCAGGAGGCGGCGGUGACGCCCGACGAUCAGCUGCCCGCGAUGGCGCCCCGUGAUAUGAGACUGACGCCCGAGGAGCAGCACCACCAGCAGCAACUGCAGGCGGAGCACCACCAUCAGCAACAGCACCAACAACAACAGCAGCAGCAGCAGCAGGAACUGCUGGAGCAGCAGCAGCGUGAAAUGCAGGAGCAGGCGCAACAGCAGCAGGUGCACCAUCAUCAGCAGGAUCAGGAUCUCGCCGGCGACCAGGUGUCGCUGAAGGUGCCACCACUCACCGUCAAGCUGAACAAGAACGCCAACGGUGGCGCCAUUGUGGCCCAUCCGCAGGUCAUUAUCAAGGAGGAGCCACUCAGCCUGAGCGACAGUGGUGAUGUUGUCAACUCUGUGCCCGUCUAUGCCAUACAAGCCAAUCCCUGUGUACCCGCUCCGGCCAGUUCGGGUGUGCUAGUCGGCACGCAAACGGUGCCCGCCGAUCUGGCGCACAAGAUCCGGCACAAAUGUCCGGAUUGUCCAAAGACCUUCAAGACGCCCGGCACGCUGGCCAUGCACCGCAAGAUACACACAGGCGAAGCAGAGAGAGAAGCCGUUCCACUGCAAUUACUGCGAGAAGUCCUUCAGCGUGAAGGACUAUCUGACCAAGCACAUACGGACGCACACCGGCGAGAAGCCGUACACCUGUCCGUACUGCGACAAGCGCUUCACGCAGCGGAGCGCCCUCACUGUGCACACGACCAAGCUGCAUCCGCUCUAGGGAAGGCCGGGCGGUGGCCGCCAGAUACCCGUUCCUGCCCCAGCCGCUCCUCCUCCUCCUCAUCCUCCAAAUCCUUCUGGUCAUGGUGCGCCGCCGCCGUUGUCCGCCGACACGGAUACAGAUCCCAAGAAGCCAUCUGCGGCGGCUGCGGCAUCGGCUUAGGACGAACUGCAGCGGAAACGGGAUGAGCAACCCAAAAAUGAAAGACCAUUUCAAAGACGAGACACACUCACGUAGACGGGAGUUAUGCAACUGCAGCGGAUGCAACGACUGCAACCAACGACUGGCAAAUCUCUUCGCAGUGCUGCUAGAUUAAAUUACUAAAUUAGAUACAUACCUUCAUUUCGGUUAACACAGAAGCAGAUGCAGAAACAGAGUUGUACUAAAUUAGCAUACAGUUCGUAGAAUGUUUAAGUUAUUGCAAUCGAUUUUUGAUUCUUAUUACUAUUUGGUUAUGUAGAUGUUUUGCAAUUUUAUUUUUAUACACCUAUGUAUAUCGUAUAUAAUAUUUUGUUAUUCUAUGAGAUUUUAUAUGGUGACUCCAUAGCGCCAACUCACUUACGCGCGGCGCUAUACAGACACACACACACAUACACACUCAAAACUACACACAACACACAUCUAUUAUUUAUAAAGAGAGAGAAAAUAUUUUUACUCAUAUACUUUGUGGCAAUAUUAUUUUUAUUACUUCCUGAAAUUGUUUGUAAAUGUUACUGAAAGCAGCAAAACAAAAAAAAAGGUAAACUCAUGUCUACGCGCAAAACUUAAAUUAUUUUUAUAAAUUAUACAUCUAUUUUAUUCGAACUCAAAACAACACAAAAUUAUUUAUUUUACGUAAAAACUUUUUCAAAAUUUCGACUCGUAGCGGAAAUGGCGAAGGACCAAUUUAGUCAUUUCUCAAUUAUUUGCACGCGAGCAGGAUCUCGUUUGUUUUGGCUUUAAAAAUUUAUUUACUUUUAAUUAACUAAAUGAUAUAAUCAUUUUAGCUUGUUUUUAUUGAUGAAUGUUAACCAUUGUUUAUUUUUUAAAUUAUUUAAGUUGAAAGCGCUGCUUUUGUUUGUUAAACUAAACUAAACUUAACAGUGAGAUUGUAUAAAACUAUAAAAAAAGGAAAAACGAAAAACAUAACUAAGAAAUUAAUUUUACAAAAUUUGCAUUUUUUAACGCAAGACAAAAAGUAUUUAAGGCAAAUCGAAAUGAGAAAUCUACGCUAAACGCAACACAGCUUUAUGCGCCAAACUAGAAGAUUAAACAAAUUUAACAUAACGAUCUACACAAUUGAUACUUUUGAUAAAACGAAAGCUUCAAGUUGUUUUUGUAAUAUAUAUAAAUAUGGAUUGAUAAUUUUUGCGACUACUUAAACGCGUUUUUUAAACCAGCAAAUGAUUACUUGCAAGAGUUGUACGUACUAAAACCGACUAAAACUUAAACUAAAACUUUAGCAAAACCAAAACCAUGUACAUUUUUAUAACAUAGUGUUAUAUAAUUAUAAAGUAUGCAAAUAUAUAAACCUGUAUCUAAUAUUAAUGCAUAAUACACUCAAACAAAUUGUCUACCUAAUGGCACAUAGCACAGCAACAAACGAUGCGCAGCGCAUGUAAAACCAAAAUAAAUUCUAAGCACUAAACUAUUGUAAUUCUUUAAGUUUUAAAUAAACCGAGAAGAGUUGACGAUCAAAAGCAAACAGCAAAACGCUAAGUGCAGCAAAAAAAAAACGCCUAACUAACCGCAACACUGAGAAAAACCAAUUAACUCUGC